CCACCAUCCCAACGUCCUAUACGCAAAAGGAGAAGACCUCCCUACUCUUGCGCUACUUUAAUUGCCCAAGCUAUAUUGACAUCUAAACACCAGCGUCUUACUUUACGUGAAAUCUACCAUUGGAUACAAACCCAAUUUCCCAAUCUCUAUGAAGAAAAUGAAGUCAGCUGGCAGAAUACUAUUCGACACAACUUAUCCUUGAACAAGUGCUUUACUAAGUUGCCUCGUUUGGAGAACGACAAAGAGUGCAAUGCUGUGAAAACAAAGGGCAAUAAGGGUGGUUAUUGGACAGUUGAUCUUCAGCAAUUAAAUGAUAUGAAG
Messenger RNA from Mycotypha africana, 321 nucleotides. RefSeq names its product fork head domain-containing protein. The annotation marks the transcript as partial. Gene Ontology annotation, biological process: regulation of transcription by RNA polymerase II. The record is from RefSeq and is a predicted model, not a curated record. The transcript has 2 exons. NCBI's taxonomy places the organism in Eukaryota, Fungi, Mucoromycota, Mucoromycetes, Mucorales, Mycotyphaceae. Gene Ontology annotation, molecular function: DNA-binding transcription factor activity, RNA polymerase II-specific; RNA polymerase II cis-regulatory region sequence-specific DNA binding.